AUGAUGACGGAAAGCACACACGUGCACAGAAAGAGAAAUAAAAGCUCGUUGCAAUUGUAUUUCCUUAAAAACAUAAGCGACUACAUCAAUUAUUCUCACUUUGAGUUGAUCAUUUCCACCUCAGCCCAUUUUUCCGCAGGGACAGAUCACUGCAUACAUGCCUAUUUAAGCCACGGGGCGAUCUCCGCCUAUAGAGAGCUAGGUGGCUUCAGUGCGGUACUUUCACAUUCUACUGGAGGCACUGCUCCUACCUUUAGCCCUAGAAGUCUGCUCUAA
Molecule: messenger RNA, 276 nt
Organism: Morchella sextelata
Lineage: Eukaryota; Fungi; Ascomycota; Pezizomycetes; Pezizales; Morchellaceae
Exons: 6
Coding region: 1-276 (91 amino acids)
Source: RefSeq, a predicted model, not a curated record